Linum trigynum is the source of this 3996-nucleotide messenger RNA. NCBI's taxonomy places the organism in Eukaryota, Viridiplantae, Streptophyta, Magnoliopsida, Malpighiales, Linaceae. The record is from the annotation of a GenBank genome assembly.
CUAAGUUCUGGUCCUUAAGGCCUCUUUUUUAAGGAAGAACUUAAAGCCUUGUGAUUGGCUAAUUCAAGAUAAGGUAGUUAGUAGGAGUUAUUAGUUAAAAAGUUGUUAGGGGUAUUAAGGAGAAUACAAUUAAAUUAAAACAUGUCUAUUAUUUUCAAAAACCCUAAGCGACGGUUUAUUUUUGGUUUUCGUCGGGUCUGUUUAUUUUUCCGCUGUGGGUCUGUUCCAACUUUUCCCGGCGUCCCUGCUUCUCCGUCAAACACGAGUCCGUCGUCCCUGAAGCAAUCAUCUUGAAGACGCUCGUCCGGUCGAGUUUUCCGUCGACGCUGUUCGAGUUCUCCCUCUCUCUCGUCCGGUCGAGUUCGCCCUCUCUCUCCGUCGUCGCUGUUCGAGUUCUCCAUCUCUCUCGUCCGGUCGAGUUCGCCCUCUCUCUCGUCCGGUCGAGUUCUCCCUCUCUCUCGUUUCAACUCUCAGUCUCUCGUCGGCGGCCACGUGUUAAGGUAUUUUUUUGUCUUCGAUUUUUUUGGCCGCUAUUUUGAGGGUUUUUGGCGUUGCAUGUUGCAUGGGAUUAGGGUUUUGGCGAUGCAUGAGAUUAGGGUUUUGUCGUUGUAUAGGAGGAGUAGGGGUUGUACAAUGGUAGGUCCAUUUUUAAUUUAUUUGGUUUCUGUUAUUAAUAAUUUUGUGGACGUUUACAGAUUUUUUCUGUCGAUUGUCACUCGUUAUCAACCUUUUGGCAUCUAUUAUUAAUCAUUCCGUGGACAUUUGGAAACCGCAAUGUGUCUAUAUUAUUAAUUAAUACGUGCUUGUUUUCAACUUUUUUGUUCUAUAUUAUUAAUCAAUUUGUCAUGCAAGUCAAUGUGUUGUGUGUUCAUUGUUAAUCAAUCUGUGCACGUCAAAUUAAUUUCGAAUUUGGGAAAUAUUGUUCGUCGCGUCGAUGCAUGGGAUUAGUCGGUGCACAAUAGUAUUUAUUUUUAAUUUUUUUGUGUCCAUUAUUAAUCAAUUUCUGCUCAUUAUGAACCUUUUGUAUAUAUAUUAUUAAUCAUUCGGUGGGCGUUUACAAGCUGUUUUGGUCAACAUUGUUAAUCAAUAUGUUCUCGCUCUCAACCUUUUGCUUUUUAUGAUUAAUGAAUCUGUGCUGUUAUGUAAAUUAUUUAAUUGCAUUGGUAAUUUUUUUUUUGUAAUGUUCUUUGCCAACGUGAUAAUUUUGUGAACACCAUAAUCAAUUCUUGUCGUGUUAUGUUUUUUUAGUAUUGGUCGUUAUCAACACUACUAAGUUAUGUUCGUUAUUAACAUUUUCUUUUGUAUUGAUCGUUAUUAAAAAAUGGGUUAUUAAUCAUUUCGUGGACUUUCUUUAUAAUUUUUUACAGUGGUCCACAAUAUAAUAUGGCACGUACGAAGAAUACUUCGCUUAAGUCUGCACCGUUGAGUAAGCCUAUGAAGAAAAAGGCAGAUGCACCUAUAGCUGAUGACAAUCGCUUACCAAUCAGGUGCAGUGUGUCUCAGGUCCGCAAAAUCGUUAAGAAUAUUAGCCCAAGUCGUGCGGCUAUGCUUCGAAGUUAUGGGUUCGGCUUCGUUCUUAACUUGCAGAUGCGUAGUAUUGACCAGGAUUAUUUGCGCUUGGUAAAUAUUAAUUUUGAUAAUGAGUGAACGAACAACUAGCAUCUUUAAUUGAAUUUAUUUCCUGUUGUGUUUUCAACUUUAUCCUUAGUCAUUAUCCAUAAAUUUGUUUCAGUAUUAAUUGUGAGCACCUGUCCUUGUAACAUUUUGUAGGUCAGUCUAUGUCGUUCCAGAUGCCUGGCGGGGUACGUUUGUAUCUUACUGAGGAUGACGUCGAACGCGUGUAUGGCUUUCCAAAGGGUACCAAUAUUGUUGAUCUUGACAUCUUCGACCAGCGCAAUACAAAGGAAUGGGCGUUGGCUCUUGGCAUAUCCACAGUCGGCCCAAAUAUGAUUGACCUAAUGCAGUUGAAGAAUGACAUGAGGAACACAACCGAUGAUGAAUCUUGGGUGCAGAUUGUCAAGUUAUUAGAACACGAUUGUUAACGACCAUUGAUUAUCAGUGUUUUUAGAACACGAUUAUUAACUUUUUCUCCCAAUUCAUUAAUAUAAUUUCGAUGAUUUAUUAGAACACGAUUAGAAUUUUGAUGCGUUAGAUUAUCAGAAGUUUAUUUAACAGUGUUUCAUUAACGACCAUAGAUUAUCAAAUUAGUAGAACUCAAUUAUUAACUUUUUCCCCCAAUUCAUUAAUAUUUUUUAAACCUAUUGUCAAUUGUCGUCAACAUAAUUAUUAACUUACCCAUGUUGUCAAUAUUAAAAUCACGAAUGUCCAUGACAGGUAUAGCACUACCAUCAUUCGUCCGUUAACACAAUUAUUAACUCUAUUUACACUACAUAGAUUAUCAGAAGUUUAUUUAACAUUGUUUCAAUAACGACCAUAGCUUAUCAAAUUAGUAGAACACCAUUAUUAACUUUUUCCCCCAAUUCAUUAUUAUUUUUUAAACCUAUUGUCAAUUUUUUUGAUAGAAAACACAAUAAUUAAAACCUAUUGAUCCACUGUAAUUAUUAAUAGGCUAGAUAGAAAAUGUUAAUAACUCUAUUUACACUACAUAGUUAAUAACUGGUAUUAUUAAUUCUAUAUCAUAUCAUUAGUAAGAAAAUACAUCCCAUAUAUGACCACUACAGUAUUAUAAUAUUUAUCAAUUUUUAUUGGUAAUAUUAUCAAUAACAUAUUCAUCAUUAGUAAUAAUUAUGAAUAUUAUAACCUUCUUUAUCUAUCUUUUUCUAAAAAAUACGAUAGUCUUCGCAAAAACAAUAACUGACUACAAGUGCCACAUAAUAAUAAUAAUACUGUGUUCACCAAUAGAACUCUAUUUGGUGAACAACGCAUAGUCCAAACACCUCUACCAACCGAGUCCAACAAACAAUGUACUUCUACACUAAUGUUGGUUUUUUAGACACCUCAUGUAUGGUUAAACCUUCUGCUUCUUGGCAGCCUUCUUUUCCUUGUCCUUCUUUGUCUUAUUCAUUUCCUUCGCCCUCUUCUCCCUGGCAAUUGCUUGUUUACUCUUCAACCUUUUCCUCUUCCGGGUCAGAUCACAAGUUGACAUCACAAGAUACUUCAUUCAGAUCUGCAACGUUGACAAAUUAACAAAACUAUUACCUUUAAUUAUUAACAACUACCCACUUCAUUAUUAAUCUUUAUUCUCCGAUUAUUAAAUAAACAAUUACAAGGUACCUCAUUCAGAUCUGCAACCUUGAAAAAUUAACAAAACUAUUACCUUUAAUUAUUAACAAAACUAUUAAAACAACGAACAUUUUUACGUACAAAGUGGAUUAUUAAUUUAAACACUUCGAUUAUUAAUAAAUUGGUAUUAUCAGUUAACAAGUAUUAUUAAUAAAUUGGUAUUAUCGGUUAAUACUCGUUUAUGAAGAUAUUGAUAAUAUGUUUAAAAAUAGUAAUGACCUGAUUACAUGCAACGUUGAUUAUUAAUUAAAACACCACAAAUAUUAACAGUUAACGAAGGCAUUAUUAUUAAUCCCACACCAAGUUAUUAACUUAAAUUGUUAACAACUCUGGUAAGUAUUAUUCAAAAUUGGUAUUAUCGGUUAAUACUCGUUUAUGAAGAUAUUGAUAAUAUGUUUAAAAAUAGUAAUGACCUGAUUACAUGCAACGUUGAUUAUUAAUUAAAACACCACAAAUAUGAACAGUCAACGAAGGCAUUAUUAUUAAUCCCACACCAAGUUAUUAACUUAAAUUGUUAACAACACUGGUCUGUUUUAUUAAUAAAUUGGUAUUAUCGGUUAAUACUCAUUUAUGAAGAUAUUGAUAAUAUGUUUAAAAAUAGUAAUGACCUGAUUACAUGCAACGUUGAUUAUUAAUUAAAACACCACAAAUAUUAACAGUUAACGAAGGCAUUAUUAUUAAUCUCACACCAAGUUAUUAACUUAAAUUGUUAACAACUCUGGUCUGUUUUAUUAAUAAAUUGGUAUUAUCGGU